This is a messenger RNA of Sardina pilchardus (European sardine), 2466 nucleotides long. RefSeq names its product protocadherin gamma-A11-like. Gene Ontology annotation, cellular component: plasma membrane. The coding region runs from base 10 to 2466 and encodes 818 amino acids. Gene Ontology annotation, biological process: homophilic cell-cell adhesion. Lineage: Eukaryota; Metazoa; Chordata; Actinopteri; Clupeiformes; Clupeidae. Gene Ontology annotation, molecular function: calcium ion binding. The record is from RefSeq and is a predicted model, not a curated record. The transcript is spliced from 2 exons.
GAGAGAACAAUGGCACGGCGAGUACUAUUGUUAAUUUCGGCACUCUCUCUUGGUUUAGUGCAAGGACAAGUCAGCUACUCUAUCCCCGAGGAGAUGGCGAAAGGCUCUGUUGUCGGCAACAUAGCGCAGGAUUUGGGACUGGAUCAAAAAAGGCUGAUAUCGGGUAAAGCUCGUAUUUAUACCGGAGAAAGUGCACAAUAUAUCGAGUUGAGCAGAGAGAGAGGGAUGCUCGUUAUCAAAGAGAGAAUUGACAGAGAGGCUCUUUGUGGACAGACGACGCCCUGCGCUCUCCAUUUUCAAAUAAUUCUGGAGAAGCCAAUGGAAUUAUAUAGAGUUACGGUGGAGAUUACCGACAUUAAUGACAAUUCUCCACUUUUCACAAUGAAGGAGAUGAAAUUUGAAAUAAGCGAGCUUUCACAGCCAGGAACUCGGUUCGUGUUGGACACUGCAAUUGACAAUGAUGUCGGCGUCAAUGGCCUUCAGAGAUACACGCUAAAGCCUACUGAAUAUUUUGCUUUGAAAAUGCAUAAUUUGGCCGAUGGCGCAAAGAGUGUUGAAAUGGUUUUACAAAAGCAACUAGAUCGAGAAAAACAAGAACGCAUGUCUCUAUUGCUCACCGCUUUAGAUGGCGGAGAGCCUCAGAUGUCUGGCACGAUGGAAAUCAUUAUAACGGUUAUAGAUGCAAACGAUAAUGCCCCGGUUUGUUCUCAGUCUAUUUAUAAGACCAUCGUAAAAGAGAAUGCACCAAAAGGCACCAUUCUGACAACAGUUAGGGCAUCCGAUGCUGACCAGGGUUCGUAUGGUAUUGUCACAUAUGCUCUGUCAAGCACUGCAAAAGGUUUAGCAGAAUUGUUUCAGGUAAACAGCAAUGAUGGCAUGUUGACAUUAAUAGGAGGCAUCGACUUUGAAAAAAAUAAGCAAUAUCAGAUUUCAGUACAAGCGAAAGACCAGGGUGGCCACUCUGAUUCCUGCAAAGUAAUCGUGGAUGUCACAGAUGUAAAUGAUAACAGUCCCGUCAUAAAUAUAAUUUCUGAAUCAAAUGAAAUAUCAGAAAAUUCAGAAACUGGGACUGUUGUAGCUAUGAUGAAUAUACAAGACGCAGACACAGCCGAGAAUGGCAAUGUGAAAUGUGCUCUUAAUGAGGAUAUCCCUUUUAUCAUACAGUCUUCAUCCGAUGGGUUUUAUAGUAUUGUCACGGAUAAUGUACUGGAUCGAGAGCAAGUCUCGGUGUAUAACAUUACAGUUGUAUGCUCUGAUGACGGCAUGCCAUCUCUGUCUAGUAGCGUAAUGCUCUCCUUAAAGAUAACAGAUGUAAAUGAUAACGCACCUGUGUUCGAUAGUGCUAUGUAUGAGGCUUCCAUAUUAGAAAAUAACGCACCAGGUGUUUCAAUAUUCAGCAUUAAAGCAAAAGACGCGGACUGGAACCAAAAUGCCCGUGUGUCUUAUAUUCUAGAGGAUUCGUCCGUUAAUGGAGUGCCUAUAUCCUCUUAUGUAUCUGUUAGUGCUGACAGUGGAGUCAUUAAUGCACUUCGUUCUUUCGACUUUGAGCAGAUAAAGAGUUUUCAGUUCUAUGUGAAAGCGCAAGAUGGAGGAUCCCCUCCGCUGAGCAGCAAUGUUACUGUUAGGAUACAUGUUCAGGACCAGAAUGACAAUGCGCCACAGGUACUUUAUCCGGUUCAAACCAGCAGCUCUGUGGUAGCUGAGAUUGUGCCUCGUUCCGCAGAUGUGGGCUACCUUGUUACUAAAGUGGUGGCUGUUGAUGUGGACUCUGGACAGAAUGCUUGGCUGUCAUAUAAACUGCAAAAAGCGACAGACAGAGCACUGUUUGAAGUGGGCGCUCAGAAUGGAGAAAUAAGAACAAUACACCAAGUCACUGAUAAAGAUGCUAUCAAACAAAAGCUUGUCAUUGUAGUGGAGGACAAUGGUCAGCCCUCCCGCUCAGCCACUGUUAAUGUCAACGUGGCUUUGGCGGACAGUUUUCCUGAGGUGCUCUCGGAAUUCACUGAGUUUACGCAUGACAAGGAAUACAACGACAAACUGACUUUCUAUUUAGUCCUGGCCUUGGCUGUGGUUUCCUUUCUUUUCAUCGUGUCCAUAAUAGCCAUACUAUCUGUAAAAUGUUACAGAUGGAGACAGGAGAAGAUGUUUUAUAAAUCCAACGGGAAUCUUCCAGUCAUCCCGUAUUAUCCUCCUCUCUAUGCUGACGUAGGUGCUACAGGAACAUUGCCACACGUGUACAAUUAUGACGUGUGCAGAACUAUCGAUUCUAGAAAGAGUGACAUGAAAUAUGACAGAACGUACAGUCGAAGCAUCGUCAGUCUGGAUACUAACGGAACAUGCACACUGCCUCAUUUGCAACCAGAGAAACUAGUUAACGAGGACUCCACGGACCAGCACAAAUCAGACAGUGACACCUCCCCUGUUGGAAAUCGUGAAAGGAAAGAGAAGCUGCAUAAAGAGCAGUAA